Molecule: messenger RNA, 5661 nt
Organism: Rhea pennata
Lineage: Eukaryota; Metazoa; Chordata; Aves; Rheiformes; Rheidae
Gene: EDNRA
Product: endothelin receptor type A
Exons: 8
Coding region: 281-1543 (420 amino acids)
Biological process (GO): regulation of blood pressure; developmental pigmentation; enteric nervous system development
Cellular component (GO): plasma membrane
Molecular function (GO): endothelin receptor activity
Source: RefSeq, a predicted model, not a curated record
GGGGAGGGGGCAGAAAAGAGGGGACGCUCUCCUUCAGUCUGCCUCUUUCCCUGAUCUAGCGGAGGUGGAGAUUUGCAAUCCCACCCAGUCAGACGCCGGCAGGAGGAUUUGCUAAGACUACCCCAGGAAAAGCCUCUCGGAGGAAACGGGCGGCGGCGGCGGCGGCAUGCGGCGGAGCCCAUGGGAGGACGCGCGCCGGGGGUGAAGAAGUGAGAAAUACCACACUGAGAAACACUGAGAAAACCCUAUUUCAUUCAGUUUGCUCAUUUGGGACUUCAAGAUGGAAGCCUUGUGUUUAAGAGUCUCCUUGCUCCUGCUGGUUCCAGGAUUUGCCCUCAGUGACAGCUCUGACAGAUACAGCGCCAAUCGGAGCGAUGUGGGGAACUAUCUUCCCACCUUCUCAGGAAUGGAAUCCAGUGUACUCCUCACUACCAGGCAGCCCCUGGUGUCCAACCAAACUGUCAAGUGCUCCCAGCAGACUAAAAUUGCUGAAACUUUUAAAUACAUUAACACAGUGGUGUCUUGUGCUAUUUUCAUCGUUGGAAUGGUUGGGAAUGCAACUCUACUGAGGAUCAUUUACCAGAACAAGUGUAUGAGGAAUGGCCCGAAUGCAUUGAUAGCCAGUCUGGCACUAGGAGACCUUAUCUAUAUUGUGAUUGAUAUUCCUAUCAUUGUGUACAAGCUCCUUGCUCAGAAGUGGCCUUUUGGGAAUUCUGAAUUUGGACAGUUUCUUUGCAAAUUCCUUCCCUUUAUACAGAAGGCAUCAGUGGGAAUCACAGUCCUUAAUCUCUGUGCCCUUAGUGUGGACAGGUACAGAGCAGUUGCCUCCUGGAGCCGUGUUCAGGGAAUUGGAAUCCCUAUGAUCACUGCUAUUGAAAUUUUCUCCAUUUGGCUUCUGUCCUUUAUAUUGGCUAUUCCAGAAGCAAUUGGUUUUGCUGUGGUACCUUUCAGAUACAAGGAUGAAGGUUAUGUUACCUGCAUGCUCAAUCCUACAAAUAAAUUUAUGUUGUUUUACAAAGAUGCAAAGGAUUGGUGGCUGUUUGGUUUCUAUUUCUGCAUGCCUCUGGCAUGUACUGCUAUCUUUUACACACUAAUGACUUGUGAAAUGUUAAACAGAAGGAACAGUAAUUUGAGAAUCGCUCUCAGUGAACAUCUUAAGCAGCGUCGAGAAGUUGCAAAAACAGUUUUCUGUUUAGUAGUGAUUUUUGCUCUUUGCUGGUUUCCUCUCCAUCUGAGCCGAAUUUUGAAGAAAAUGGUAUACAAUGAAAGAGACCCUGGCAGAUGUGAACUGCUUAGUUUCUUGCUGCCACUGGAUUAUAUCAGCAUCAACCUGGCAACCAUGAACUCUUGUAUAAACCCAAUAGCUCUCUAUUUUGUGAGCAAGAAGUUUAAAAACUGUUUUCAGUCAUGUCUUUGCUGUUGCUGCUCCCAAUCUAAAAGUCUAGUGACCUCAGUGCCCAUGAAUGGAACAAGCAUUCAGUGGAAAAAUCAAGAACUAAAUCAUAACACAGAUCGCAGCAGCCAUAAAGACAGCAUAAACUGAAAUUUAAGGACUCUGGCACCACUUCAGAAUCAAACAAGAAAAAAAAAGUCACAACAAAGCUAUUUCAACAGGAAGCCCAGUGAGUGCUCCAUGCAACAUAAUCAAUUCAGAAGUGUGCACCCUUGUAUAUAAUUCCAGAGAUACUAAGUAGGUUGACUAUAAUGUCUGUGUUCUGUGAACUGAAAUCCUCUGGAUGGUAAUUCUGUCUCUGAAAAAUAUAUUGAUGUGUUUAUAAAACCAAAAAACUGACUUGAACCACACAUGUGGUUUGCUCUUCUGAACCAAGCAGGAACUGUCUUGUAUCUCUGACUGGCACACUUCAUCCUUUUUACCUAUUGUCACCUAGAAUUAAUCACCAUGGAAUUUUUCAGAAGAUAUCAAAAUGGAAUCUGUGACUGUAUACUUUAUCUCUGCCCAUUUGUCUUUUAACUUUUAUUUGUGGUGGAUAUAUUGCAUAACCAGUAUGUUUUGCAUGUUGUUGGUGGGUUUUCUUUCAAGUUUAGGUUUGAAAAUGUGUCGGUUCACAUCAGUAUUUUAUUUACUUAUGUUACGAGUCAGGACAUUAGCUGGGCAGUUCACAUCUGUAGCACUUAAAUACUCAAAAAUAGGAAAAGAUCAUUUAAAAUAGCACCAACAUUUGGCACUUAAACACAGAUUAAUACAAAAAAACAAGGUAUUAAUAACAGUACUACACUGUGUUAUUUAUUUGAAUGCUCUCUACAAAGUAAACAUAUUCUGUACCAGCAAAGAGAAUGAAAAAUGUCCAUAGAGGAGCAUCCCAUGUGUUUCUAAUCAACUGCCAUGUUAAUUCUUAAACUACACGAAUCUAUUAAUCUAUCUAGAUAAUAGCUGCUUUAAAUAUAAAUUGAAAUGAGGAUCAACGGAAUAUAGUGAAACAUUAUUAAAGCAGUCCAAAGAGUUUUAAGAAUAUGAUUACUAUCAUAGUAACUAUGCACAACACUAUUUAAAAGGACAGAAGGUUAUACUGAAUAUAAAACUAUGGAAGUCCAUAACAGUUAUACGUGCAUAAGGACAUUUUGUACCUUAUGUUUGCAGAGUUUUUUGCCUUACUCUCACAAAAUUUAAUUAUUUUAAUAGGGCUUUUAUAGUUUACUAGAAUUAUUAACCAUACAAAUGCUAUUAAUAAUAUAUAGAAAUAUUGCUUUCAUACAUGUAAACAGGUGAUCUAUUUUUCAUUUCCAUUCAUUAUGGUUACAUGGCAAGAGAUUCAGUUUUUGGCUACAAAAAAUUGUAAUAGGUAGCCUUUUAUUAAAUAAUGGAAUUAAAUAGUGUGGUAUCAUGUAUAAAGUGCCUCCUACAUAAACCUGCUAGGAGAUUUAUAGCAUCUGUUGUGCAAGGUUGAGAAGCUGUAACUAAAACUCCAUGAGUUUUUAAACAUCCAGUUACAUUUCAAGUGAAAGACAUAAUUCUGAAUUUUUUUUUACAAAGUCAAAAUAUUAGUGCCUACAGUGACUUCUGCUGCACAAGUUUUCCAAAUGUUUACAUACACACAAAUAUUCUAACAUACAUUAAAAAAAAAUUCUUUAGUUUAUAUAUUUUUGUGUGCUUUUGUCUCUAUGGUAUAUAUGCAUGUAUAAAUACAUACAUAUUUAUGAUAACAUGUUAUAAGCCUAAAUACAGUCUUUUGAUAGUGCUCUGUAGUAGUGCCCAAGAGCAAGCUGUUGAAUGAGACUUGGCUAAAUUUUAUUCAAAGCUUUUCAUCCUCAACUUGUAUCAAAAAUUACAGCAAAUGAGUAACAAUGCUUUCCUCUGAAAAGGAUGGUUUAAUGGGUCUCUUUAUAGUCUGACACCCUUACUGCCGCUGUGACAGAAUGUGUUGAGUGGAUGAUAAAGGUAAACAGAAAAAACAUAUGAGGAAUGAAUUUAAGUGGUAAAUUGCCAGUUCAUUAUUUCAAUGCAAGAAAAAAAAAGAAAAAAAGAAAGAAAGAAAGAAAAAAAAACUUUGUGGUCUUUCCCCACCUCUGGCUAUCUAACUAUCUGACAGUUAGAUGGACCAAAAAUUCAUCUCAUACCAACAGAUCAAGUAUGUAGUGGUUCAAAGACAAUCUUUUCUACCUGUCUGUAUAGGGCAGUGAGCAGUAGAGGCAAUCCAGGCCACAGAUAACCUUAGGCUUCUUUACUGCUACAAAAAGAGGACCUACCUGCAAAAGUUCAGCUCUUACCUACUUGUGAAAUAGGCCAUCUUUAGGCUCUACUAGCACUGACAAUAACCACAAGUCAUAAAAAGCUAACAGCUUUCCUUCCAACAUUAAGACUUUGAACAUCUGUUGUUUUUAACCCAGUAGCUGGCUCUGUUGGAUGGCAAGGGAAGUACACAUACACAUGCACACACAAAGCAGACUUUAAGCCAGUUCAGCUGGCUUAAAUAUGGAAAAAAUAUGUUCUUUCUCCCUACAGGCUGACUGACCUCAGUGACAGCAUUAUAAAAUACACAAUUGGUAUCCUUUGACUAAAGAAAAAAAAAAAAGGAGCAAAGCAUCUAAUAGAUGCGAGUUUUUUUUUUUUUUUCUUUUAGAAAACUUUAAAAAGUUCUUUUAGAAGCUUGGUUCUAAGAAUCGAAGCAUACAAAAGCUAAUUAGUGAUCCUCAUCCCAUCCCCUCCAGCCAGUGGAAGGACAGAGCAAGCCUAAUCAGCAAUGAGGAGGAGGUCUCAAACUUUGUUUUGCAUUGUCAUGGGGGCUGCUGCUCCCACAAGCUAAUCAUAAAGAGAAAGGCUGUUACACAGUGACAGCUCUGGUGAGCAGGAACUGAUGUUUCAGUAAAACUUAUUAAAGUACAUACUUAUUUAAUUCUCCUCUACUAUUGCCUCUUGCAUUGGCUAUGGUAAAUAUUGUUCCUAGUAUUGUAAUUCUUCUCAAUUUUGAAAGACUUACCUUUCCAAAAGAACCAACAAAACCCUUCCAUGACUCUGAAAUUCAACUACCAUAUUUAAUUUUAGCCUUUUCUUUUUCUGCCAAUUUCUACAAAAGGUGCUCUGACAUUUAUUUUUGUGCAUCAGAAGCAAUGUAGGUUUACUUGGGAUUUUGCUCUGCUGCUUUCUCAACAGAAACCCAGAGAAGCACAGCAGCUGCUUUCUCUUUCACAUCAGAAUAGCUUUCCACAAUAAGUAUCCUUCCUUAUGCCUCCCUUUUUAUAGAUGCUUUAAUGUCUCCUGUUUGUUUUCCUCUCAGCUGAGAGGGAAAAGUCUAGCCUUUUCUUCAGUUGACAGGAUCUCUGCUACUCCUAAGUUUCUUCAGUAUGGAAUCUUAGAAGAUCCAUCUCUCAGUCCCCAAUCAGUAACCUUGACUUCAUGCCUGUAUUUACAUUUAACACCUUUAAUGCCUCUUUCAUAUUAAUACUUUUUUUCCUACUCCUGCUUAAUAUUGUGUCCUUUGCAUUUAAAAGCUUCUGGCUCAGAAUUAUUUUGCUGGGCAAGAGAAGUAUUUACCAAGUUUUCAGUAUGCUUCUUCAUUUUAAUGUUCUUUUCUUAUUCUUCACUUGUUCAGAUUCAUUUGUUAGACUUCAUUAACAUCUGUUUGUCAUAAUUAAAAUGCAUUUAGCUAUCACAAUCCUCUCUUCUGUGGCCUUCACAAUUCUCAACUUUUUUCAGGCCAGUCAAGUAAAAUGUCAUUGACUGUUUUGUAUACAGUCAUACAUCUCGACUGCAAACACUUUCCAGUCAUUGCUUCCAUUUUAAAUCCAGUUACUAUCCUUGUUUUUAAUUUGUACUUAUUCAAACCAUCUCAUUAAACAUUUCCUCUUUUGUUUAUUUUAUCUUGAUUUGAUCCAGUAUACAUAGGCUCUUAUCAUAUUUAUGUUUAUAUGUAUUUAUUUACAUAUGGAACUCUUCAUGCUUCAGAUUUGACCUAACUAGCUCCUUCGGUCUGGGAAAUAAAAAAGUGCCUGCCUAUGCUGUAAUCCGUCAUAAAUCUUACCUGUAAACUCUUAGCUUGGUUCCUUGAAAUGAGGCUUAUGCAACCCUCAAGUCUGCAUAUGUUUAUAUUUGCUUUUAAGACAGCCAGUUUCAGGUGUGUGCCUGCCUGUUCCUCAAUCUCUCAAAAAUAACUAUUGAACUCCUAAUCAAUUUCCAAUAAAUUUUAUAGACUAGAGUUCUCAUCA